AUGGAUCAUAUUCGAAGAUUCUACGAUCGUAUCAACUGUCAUAGUAAGUUUAAUGCACGAUAUUACAUUAUUAAAUCGAUAGUUACCUUGAGCAAUAAUCGACAUUGUUGUUUUUCUCGUCUAUACUUAGUCAAGAAUACAUCAAAGAAUUUUCAAGAUCGUCUUGACCGUCCUGCAGGAUCGUAUAAGAUCGAUAACAUCGGUGACUAUCCGUGCGAAUAUAAUCCCAAAGUGCACGGACCGUACAAUCCGGCCCGUUUUUACGGCACACCCGACACGCCGUUUUCGCAACUGAAACUCUGUGAGGUUACCGAUUGGGUGAAGCGCCGCAAUAAAUCACCAAAAUCAAUAGUUGGGUUAUUUUCUCGCGCUUAUUGGAGAUGGUCACACCAAUAUGUACAACCGAAACGUUCAACAGCAGCACCGUUAAUUCAUUACAUUGCCGGUAUGAUGUUAAUAUUUUACAUAAUGAACUAUGGAAAAAUUAUUCGUGAACGCCAUUACAAAUACCACUGA
This is a messenger RNA of Aphis gossypii (cotton aphid), 516 nucleotides long. RefSeq names its product putative ATP synthase subunit f, mitochondrial. The coding region runs from base 1 to 516 and encodes 171 amino acids. The record is from RefSeq and is a predicted model, not a curated record. NCBI's taxonomy places the organism in Eukaryota, Metazoa, Arthropoda, Insecta, Hemiptera, Aphididae. Gene Ontology annotation, biological process: proton motive force-driven mitochondrial ATP synthesis. The transcript has a single exon. Gene Ontology annotation, molecular function: proton-transporting ATP synthase activity, rotational mechanism.